Molecule: messenger RNA, 1922 nt
Organism: Centruroides sculpturatus (bark scorpion)
Lineage: Eukaryota; Metazoa; Arthropoda; Arachnida; Scorpiones; Buthidae
Product: parathyroid hormone/parathyroid hormone-related peptide receptor-like
Exons: 14
Coding region: 78-1694 (538 amino acids)
Biological process (GO): adenylate cyclase-modulating G protein-coupled receptor signaling pathway; cell surface receptor signaling pathway
Cellular component (GO): plasma membrane
Molecular function (GO): G protein-coupled peptide receptor activity; peptide hormone binding
Source: RefSeq, a predicted model, not a curated record
AAAAUGUAUCGAAAAAAAAAUUCUAUCAUAGAAAUAGUGUAAUUAACUAGAAGAAAAAACAUAGAAAAAAAGAAACAAUGGCCAAGUGGCAGCAAGCUGCAAUUGAUCAACAGAGCAUAUUAAAUGAGAAAUUCGAACGGUGUCUUCAAAAAAUAUCAGACGAAAAUACACCAUAUGACGGUGAACUAUAUUGUCCCAUUACCUGGGAUGGUAUAUAUUGUUGGCCUAACGUACCAGCUGGUACUGUUCAUCAUAUUCCGUGUCCAAGUUAUAUUCACGGAUUUAAUGUUAGAGAAUUUGCCAGUCGUUAUUGUACAAUGGAGGGAAAUUGGUGGAGAAAGGACUAUACAAAUGAAACGUGGAGUAAUUACACUCAGUGCACUAUCCAUGAUCCAACAAUUUUAAAUGAAACUCUAGUGGAGCCACAUAUGGAAAAUAUUAAAUUAAUAUCGAAAGUAGGAUACUCAACUUCACUUGCUACACUUUUGGUAGCGUUUUUUAUACUUGCUUUUGUCAGGAAAUUGCGUUGUCCACGAAAUAAUCUUCACAUGCAACUUUUCAUGUCUUUUAUUAUGAGAUCCGUUAUGUUCUUACUAAAAGAUGCUUUAUUCGUAGAAGGUAUUGGUUUACGCUCCAAUGCUACGUUUACAGAUGAUGUUUUUGAUUAUACUGAAUCAAUAGCUAAUGUAGACUGCAAGAUUUUCACAAGUUUCUGGCAUUAUUUUUUGAUGGCUAAUUAUUGCUGGAUUUUAAUGGAAGGAUUAUAUCUUCAUAAUUUAGUUUUUCUCGCCAUGUUUACCGAUACAACUAGUAUACUUCGUUAUUUAAUACUCGGCUGGGGUUUACCGCUACUCUUUAUCAUUCCAUGGGUUGUUGUUAGAGCAACACUAGAAGAUACCUUAUGCUGGACGACCAACCAACAUUCAGCCUACUUUUGGAUAAUUCGUGCUCCCAUAACUGUAUCCAUCUUGGUGAAUUUUAUCUUCUUUAUUAAUAUCACUCGAGUACUCUUUAUGAAGAUGUUCGCUUCUCAUAAUUCACAAGCCAGAAAAUACCGUUACAGAAAAUGGUUUAAGUCUACUUUAGUUUUAGUACCAUUAUUUGGUAUUCAUUAUUCAAUUUUAUUAGUCAUGUCUUUAGUAGCUGAAGUUAAUAAAACUGUUGAAGUAAUUUGGUUAUAUACUGAUCAAUUAUUUUCUUCCUACCAAGGCUCUUUUGUUGCCUUUCUCUACUGUUUUCUGAACGGAGAAGUACAGACCGAAUUAAAAAAACUUUGGCAAAGGAACCUCACAACACAAAAUCUCCGUUCUCAUCAUUCAUUACUCAGUCAUUCUUUAACUUCGUACGUCAGUCGCGGUAGGAGUUCAGUACAGUCGUUUCAUUCCACAUCACUUCUGAACGUUAUAGUUCCCGAGAAACGUGACCCUUUUCGAAGUGUUAGUCCCGUUGUACCGGAUUGUAAAAGAAAUCAGGAUACAACACCUAGAAGACUUCCUCAUUUCGAAACCAAUCCUUGUUUUUCCUCAGACGAUACAAAAGCUAAUAACGAUUACAUGUUAGAAAUGGAAUCUCAACAACGUCAGUUAGUCAACGGUCACGUUACAAUGAGGAAUGCAUCAGAAAAUGAUCGCGCUGAGGAAAACGAUCGUUUACUAUUAACAGGAGAAAAUAAUGAAAAAGAAAGUGCUUUGUGAAUAAAUAUCAAAUUUAUUUGACUUAUAUAAUUUUAAAAUUUAUGAAAUGUGCCAAUAUAUUAAUAUAUAUCAUAUAGGAUUGUAUUCAUCAGAAAUGUUUUUUUCCCCCUCUCAUUUAUUUUUGUGGUAUAAUAAGUAUCGUGAGAUGUUGUCUGUGAAGCUUAAAUCAUUUAUAAUUUAUAUGUAUAUAUUUUUUUUUCAUGACAAUGUUGCCAUAAUAUCAUAAAU